Messenger RNA from Carassius carassius (crucian carp), 2554 nucleotides. RefSeq names its product nyctalopin (gene nyx). NCBI's taxonomy places the organism in Eukaryota, Metazoa, Chordata, Actinopteri, Cypriniformes, Cyprinidae. The record is from RefSeq and is a predicted model, not a curated record. The transcript has 3 exons. The coding region runs from base 241 to 1701 and encodes 486 amino acids. Gene Ontology annotation, cellular component: plasma membrane. Gene Ontology annotation, molecular function: protein binding.
UAAACACUUAUAAUCCCAGGAUUUUUCUGCCAUUAAGUGAUGGCUUUCUGAAAGGGAGUGCUGAUGUUAGUGGAUGUGUGCACACAUACAAACACAAACUGAGCGAUAGCACCUUUAAUCCUUUCAUAUUUUCAGUUGGAGUGAAGCAGUACAUACACAUACAGUCGUGGUGGGCAAACUUGUGGAUGUACUUUGAUUAGUUGUCAGUGCAGGAGAAACUUUUCUAAACAUGCUCGACAGAUGUUCAACAAAUGCCAUUUAAAAAAUCCACAGUUGAAAGGACCAGCGAUGUGUUCCAUCAUUAUUGCUGUGUAUUUCCUCCUCUUCCUCCUCCCCCCUCAUGCUCUGGUCCUGUGGUCCUGCACUCGCUCUUGCCCUCCCAGCUGCACAUGUACCCAGGAGAAGAGCUGCAGCGUCCUGUGUGACCACGUCAGCAUGAUGGACCUGCCCAAAGAGUUCCCCUGCGAGGCGUCCUCCAUCAACCUGGACAAGAACAGCAUCAAGUUUCUGUCCGAGCGAGCCUUUGGCACCCUGCCUUCACUCAAGACGCUCUCGCUCAACCACAACAACAUCUCCUUCAUAACGCCGGGAGCAUUUAAAGGGUUGCCCAACUUGCUGGAGCUCAAGUUGGCCCACAACGAGUACAUCCGCUACCUGCACACUCGCUCCUUCACGGCACUCAAGCGCUUGGUGCGUCUGGACCUCUCCGACUGUAACCUGUUCAGCAUGCCAGACCGCAUCUUCCUGGAGCAAAUCUCCCUGAAGGAACUGCUGUGCUUCCAGAACAACUUUCGACGUGUUCCUGGUGCCCUAAGGGGGAUGGAAAACCUCACACACGUUUACUUGGAGCGAAACAAGAUCGAAGCGGUGGCCUACAACUCUUUGUUGGGCCUAACCAACCUCAAGUACCUGAACUUACAGGAGAAUCGCAUAAACGUGAUACACGAUGAGGCCUUCAAAGAUCUAGUGCGUCUGGAGAACUUCUACCUGAACGAUAAUCUGUUAGUCGACUUGCCCCAGCAGGCUUUCAAGGGCUUAAGCAACUUAAAAAUGUUGAAUCUGGGUGGGAACAUGUUGACCAAUGUCUCCAAAGCAUGGUUCAGUGACCUGGUGGAGCUGGAGGUGCUGUACCUGGAUCGAAACCGGCUGUCCUAUAUUGAGGAGGGAGCCUUUGAGAACUUGACGAGCCUCAUCACGCUGCACCUCAACAGCAACAACCUGACAUCUCUGCCCUUCUCCGUCUUCCAGCCCAUCUAUUUAAUCGGCCGCCUGUAUCUGUUUCGAAACCCCUGGGAGUGUACCUGCGACCUGGAGUGGUUGAGGGAGUGGAUGGAGAGUUAUAAGUUGGUGAGGGACAUUCCUUGUGCAUCUCCGUCUUCUGUGGCCGGCUUGGACCUGAGUGAAGUUGUCUUUGCUCACCUGAACGGCACCUGUCUGGAUCCCCCGGAGCUCAACCUGACCACAACUCUUCCUGAGAAUUCCACCAUGGAGAACAAGUUCAACAGCUUCAUCUCCAAACUUCUAGAGCAGGAAUUGAGGGAGGAGAUGGUCAACAUCACGGAUGGUCUGAGGAACGGCACCCAGCAGGACCCUGCCGAGAGUCGGGUUUCUUCUGGACGUGGACUGUUUGGAGCUCCUCAGUCUGUGUUUCUUCUUGUGAUUCUUUUUCAAGUCCAGAUUGACUGCAUUAAUGCCUCUUGAGAGUCUGGUGAAUAGCGAAAGGGAUUGAAGCGCAUCCAAGAGUGGAAGUCAUUUUCCAGUAUGGGAAAUGUUUGGGUUUGGGGCCGUGAUGAAACGUUUGAUCUAUCUUGCCAGAAGCAGUGGGUUUUCUCAUGUUGAAAAUGAAAUGCUGGCAGAUAUCAUGGAGUUGGAGAUGAUCAUCUCUUUAAGUAAAUGGAAACUGGUUUUGAAGGGAAAGGAGCAUGUUUUCAGCAAAUAAGACUGUGAAGGACUUCUGUUUGUUUUGCCAGUGCAAAGGAUUGAUUGAAGUAUAACUGAAGGCUAUUUUGUGAGAACUGCAACAAGAGGCGCAAAUGUUUUUAUAUCAUAUUUUUAUCUAGAUUUGAUUUCAGACAUCUUAAUGCAUCUAUAGUAUGAAUACAUUUGUUGUGUUGCGUAACUUUGUAACAUUUGUUGUGUAGGAGAUUUAUCUGAUAAAGCUUCUUGCUAUCAUUUCACCAGAUGGCAUAACACACUGUCCUCUUUUGUUUGGUUCAUUGAACUGGGUAAGUUUCCAGUACUGGAAAAUGCAUUAGUCCUCCUAUUCCAUAAAGCUUAAGUGCACUCGGUAACGUAAGCUACUUUAUAUUGUAACCAAAUGGAUUGGCUAUAUCAUGGUGUUUUACUGUUAUGAUCAUGUAUCUUCACUAUACAGAGCACAGUGUGCACAGAAGGAUGAUUUCAUACUCUGAGACAGCAACUUAUGAGCUACUAAAUAUAUGAGAUUUGUGUAAGAGACCUAGUUAUUGUGCUCUGACACUGAUUUUUGUUCAUGUGUGAUUGAGAUACUUUGAAUAAACAGACCAUUACAAAAACACUCAAUAAAAUGACUCCU